CGUCAACUGCGCCUCUGGUGUUUGUGCGCAUGAACGCACGCUCGUAAAUGGGCUGUUUUAGCAGCGCUACUGACAGGAACGCUAUUGACAGACUACUCACAUUCUGAAGAGUAAAUAGCCCACCUGUCAAUUAGUGAGCGGCUAUUUAUGUUUUUUCGGAAGGUGGACGAGUUAUUGAGCUACUAGGAUCGUUUUUUUGCCAGGACGUGGGGGAAGAAAGAACUCUGGUACUCCAGGACUACGUUGGUUAGCUAGCUAAUGUUAGCUUGCCAGUGCAAUGCAGGCCUUCGUGUGUGUCCCAGAUGAUGUGAGCCACCUCGGCGUAAAGAGAGCAUGAUGACUGAAGUUCAGGCCACGGUGGAGUUCUCUGUGGAGCUCCACAAGUUUUACAAUGUGGACCUGUUCCAAAGAGGGUUCUACCAGAUUCGUGCUAGUGUGAAGGUUCCACCUCGUGUGCCGCACAAAAUUGAAGCCAGUCUUCUUCAUCCAAGCGGCUCCGACCUUGCAUUUCCUGCUUCAGUCCAAGAUGAUGUCAUCUCCAGCAAAACGUUUCAGAUUUUGUACAAGAAUGAAGAGGUUGUUGUCAAUGACGUGCUCAUCUUCAAAGUCAUGAUGCUUCUGGAUGAGAAGAAGGUGGAAGAGUCCCUCUCUGAUCUGGAUUUCCAUCUCCUGCUAGAUUUGUAUUUCACUGAUGGCGAUUACACACCAGAAGAUCCAAGCUCAUUACAGAAUAUCAGCAGCCGCACACUUCGUUUGCACUUUAGCCUUCAGCGAGGCAUUCACCAGCACAUUAAUGUCAUGUUUGACUACUUCCACCUUUCUGUCAUGUCUGUUGCUAUUCACGCAUCCCUCGUCGCGCUUCAUCAACCACUCAUCAGUUUUCCUCGGCAAGUGAAGACAACAUGGCUUAAUCGCAACACUCCGGCACAGAGCAAGGACUCAGUCAUCCCCGCUUUAGAAAAUGUGGUGUUUGGCAGCAGUUAUGCCAAGCAGGUAUCAUCAGAUGGCAAGUCAUUCUUGGUAUCCGACGACUGUGUACAGCAUGCCCUGAGCCUCCACCAUAACAUGUGCUCCAGUCUCUUACUUGCGUAUCAGGGCCUGUUUGACUACUUCACCAAUGUCACGAAGGACUUGCCAUCCUCCCAUCGUUUGGAACUAGCCAAGCCCAGCAUGCAAGUCCUAUAUGAGCGAGUACUAAGAAGACCCUAUCCCCGAAGUCAAAGGCACGUCUACAUAGAAACACUUGACUUGAAGGCACGUCUAGCUGAGUUAUGUGAACAAGUGAAGCAAAAAGCAGAAUCCCCUGACGAGUUAGCAGAACUGGUUAACAUGAAUCUAGCCCAGCUCUGCUCUUUGUUGAUGGCUCUCUGGGGACAGUUUCUCGAGAUCGUCUCCCUGCAGGAGCAAGUUGCUGCCCUUCUAGCUGUGGAACACCACACACUAAGAGUGAGGCGAUUUGCAGAGGCUUUCUUCUGUCUCCAACAUCCAAGACAGUCUGCUUUGGCAUAUCAGGAGCUAUAUGCUCACAGUCACCAGCAGAUGACGAAUGCGAUCAAAAGUUCCAGCUACUUUUUGUCUCUGCCUCCACUUCCGGUGGAAUGUGCGGAUAUGGAUGGUGACAUCAACUCUAUUCCAAUCAUUUUUGAGGAUCGCUAUUUAGAUUCCAUCACUGAAGAUCACGAUGGACCCUGGCUGGGCAUGCACAACACACGGUCGGCGUCAGUGCCAAGUAAAUCAGAUAAAUCAAGUUCUAAGGACUGUGUUGCAAUGGCCGGUCUUUUACCACCUGAUUCUCAGGGUACCUUGGAGCCACCUCCAAAAUCCAAAGGAAAAUCAGUAAAACUGAAGAAAAAUUCUAAGAUUGAAAAUCCCAAGAAGCUGAUUAGACAUGGAUCCAAAGACUCAGUGGUUCUGGUGGGUUAUAAGAACCUCAAAGCUCCUUUUGCCGAUGCUAGCACCAAGAAUAAGGAAGGGGAUCCUCCUUUGAACUCAGUGGAGGACCAAGAUGCCUUGCAGUUGGACUCUAUUAAUUGUUCCAGAACUAAUGAUGAUUCUGUCUCUGACCUCAGUGCCUCGUUGUCACACUUUGGUAAGAGUAUGGUUGAGUCCAUCUCUGGUGACAGUAGACCUUAUACUGCUGCUUGUACAGCAGGCACAAGAACGGGCCCUAUGUGCCAACAACCCCCAAACAGAGAUGACCAAGUCGAUCAGAGUAACCAAAAGCAGAUGCUGUGUUCUGCGGGACCUAAGCAAAUUGACGUUAAACCAAGACUCAAAAACCAAGGUGGUCAAAUUACAGUUAUCAGGCCGUGUCGGACUGAUGGUGCUAAUAGCAGCAAUAUUCCAGAAAUUACCCAGGCAGAAUGUUACUCCAGUCACUCCGUGGUGGAGACAACGCAAUAUUGCCAGCAUCCCUCUCUGUCCUCAGUGCAGGUAAAGUUUGAUGGUGUCAGGCUGCCCGAUGUAGCAGCUCCGUGUGCCUCUUCCCGCCUCUCAGAUUCCGGCAUUGAGAGUGAGCCCAGCUCUUUUGCAGCCCAACUCGUUUCAGGGUCACAUACUUUUCCAGGGCUCGGUGUGGUUGAGUCAACUAUGGCUGGCCUACAGCCAGGGAAGACUGCAGUCAGUUCUGCACUCAGUCCUGUACGGCCAAGUGCAGUACAACAGCCUUGUGAGGGAGGAGAGUUUCUUCACCCCGACGAGAGCCAUGCUGCCAGAGGGGUUCAGUCAUCGCUCACUUCUAUCAACUCGUUGCCCUCAGAUGAUGAAGUUGAAUGUUCAAGCCGAGCUGACAUCUUUUGCAAGAGUAUUGUGGUACAGGAGCAAAGCGUUGUGUUUUCUGGGGAGCACGUAAACAAACCUGCUGUUGAUUCGGUCUCUCACUUGGAUUCUGCAACAGGAGAUUCCCAGCUUGAAAAAUCUGGCCUUGAUUUGAAAAUGGAGCCCCACGUUAUCGGGAAUCCUGAGGUCAGACUGGAGGAGGCAUCUGGUCUUGACGCCUUAAAAGAAUCUCGUAGUGAACCCCAAACUGCAUGCCCCUCAAGUAACUCCGCCACAAGUAGCACUGACUUGGUAAAACGUGGCAUGGUAGAGAAUUAUUUUGGCUCAACUUCCAGCACAGAUGUAUCUGAGAUCAGCCCUGUAGAAACUUCCGCUAUUACUCUGGGAAUCCAAACAGGACCACAGGUUGAGGAGGAUGAAGAUGAAGGUGAACAUGAAAUGAUAGAGAACGGCUACUAUGAAGAAGGAGACGACUACGCCUUUUUCAAUGGUGCCGCCGAUGAGGAGCAAACGAGUGUUGGAGGCACAGUUUGUCAGGAGGCGCAAGUUCUGUUUGAACAGCUUGGCAUUGGCCACAUCCACGAAAAACAGGAUUUAUUGAAAGCUCCAGUCUGCACCAACGUCGCCUCUGGUACUACUGGGCAGAGCGUGCGGAGGCGCCAUCCCUCCACCUUGAUGUCCUCAAAUCUAACGUGGUAUGAAUGUGUACCUGCACCACAGAUGAUAGAGUUCAUCAAGGCUAAGGAAGAAAUGAAGCAAUUGAAGCUUCCUGGCAUCUUGUACAGUGAAGUACCAGAGCUUGCAUCCACAGUACCCUACUUCAGCUUGGAGGAAGAUGAAAGCUGUGACGAGGGCAUUCAUCUUAUCGUUUGCGUGCAUGGCCUGGAUGGCAACAGUGCAGACCUGAGACUAGUGAAGACGUACCUGGAGCUUGGACUCCCCGGUGCUCGUAUAGACUUCCUUAUGUCAGAGAGAAACCAGAAUGAUACCUUCGCUGACUUUGAGUCAAUGACAGACAGGCUGUUGGAUGAAAUAGUCCAAUACAUUCAGAUUUACAACCUCACUCUUUCAAAAAUAAGUUUUGUGGGCCACUCGCUGGGUAACCUGAUAGUUCGCUCUGUACUGACCAGACCCAGGUUUAAAUGUUACCUGAGCAGGUUACACACCUUCCUUUCCCUCUCCGGACCUCAUUUGGGCACACUAUACAACAGUUCAGCAUUGGUCAACACAGGCCUUUGGUUCAUGCAGAAGUGGAAGAAGUCAGGAUCGCUGCUGCAGCUGACUUGCCGUGACCACUCAGAUCCUCGACAGACAUUUCUCUAUAAACUCAGCAAAAAAUCUGGUCUGCAGUUUUUCAAGAAUGUGGUUCUGGUGGGUUCACUGCAGGAUCGCUACGUACCCUAUCAUUCAGCUCGGAUAGAGAUGUGCAAAACAGCAUUAAAGGAUAAACAAACUGGUCCCGUGUAUGCUGAGAUGAUUGAAAAUUUGCUGCUGCCAGUACUUCAGAACAAAGACUGCAACCUCGUCCGAUAUGAUGUCAUCCACGCGCUUCCCAACACAGCCAAUUCUCUCAUCGGUCGGGCUGCCCACAUCGCUGUUCUAGAUUCCGAGAUUUUUCUGGAGAAGUUUUUCCUUGUUGCUGCCCUCAAGUUCUUUCAGUAGAACUGCACGUGGACAAGAGAAUGUGGAGUUAAUACCUCACUUUAGCUGAAUUUUCCUCCAGUGACAAUUGUUGGACUACUUGUAUAUACUUUUUAAUGAAAUAAGACAUGCAUCAUAAUUAUUUUUUUCUCUUCUCUGUUUAGUUUUUAUGGAGUUUGUUUUUUAUUUUUCUACUGCCAGUGUUGUUUGUCUGGGAGGGGCAACGUUUGCCAAGUUUUAAUGUUUCCUUUCAUUAUUUAUCUAUGUUCCUAUACAACUGUAUGUUAUUCAAUUCAUUUUAGCAAUUGAAAUGAAACUAAAGCUGCUACAUAUUUAAAAUGGCAAGUCUGCACAGUCACCAUUUGAAAACCUUUCUGACAGUUUUUCCCGAGACCUUGCAUUCAUUUGCACCGCAACUACAUUUUACAAGCUUUUGUACAGAAAAUUCAUUUGUACAGAUUGCUUUUGUAUUGACUAUUUUCCAUCCUUAAAAAAAAGAGACUGGAUUUGAAAUAGCAAUGUUGUGCUGAGACUUUGAAGCUUUUCAUUUGUUUUUAAUUCUUUAUGCAGCAUUGUGCACGUUUGCCAACAAGGUGUUGGAGAAAAUAAAGCUAGAGCAUAGCAUUUUGUCAGAGGGAGUUUACGAAAUGCUCAUCAUUGAACAAAGCACAUUUGGUUUCUAUCAUCCGUUUAUUGAGAAUGUAUUGAAAGUAUUUGGUUGUUGACAUUGGGUAAUUAUGGCAAAUGGAAAGCAUUUUUUUGGAUUUUAAAACGUGUUUCAUGGGUGGAUGUUUAUAUCAUUGUAUAAUUAAAAUUGACAAUACAAAAGUUAA
This is a messenger RNA of Hippocampus zosterae (dwarf seahorse), 5252 nucleotides long. It is a transcript of the gene fam135a, whose product is annotated as family with sequence similarity 135 member A. The record is from RefSeq and is a predicted model, not a curated record. The transcript is spliced from 21 exons. NCBI's taxonomy places the organism in Eukaryota, Metazoa, Chordata, Actinopteri, Syngnathiformes, Syngnathidae. Bases 334 to 4440 code for a protein of 1368 amino acids.